AUAGAUAUUGUCCUUUCAUUAACAUGCUCCUAUAGUCAAUAUGACACACACUAUCAUGAAUCCCAACAAUUCACAUUUAGAUACCAAAAACUAUGUAUUGACCUAUUUGUUGGCAAAGACAUUAGCAGGACAAGAAAAAUUGACUCUAUUUACCUAUCUCAAUGAUUCUGUGCCUAAAAAGAUCAUGCAAGAUGUUGUCUUCCUACUGAAUCUCACUCAACAACUAAGUCAAGUCCCCUUAUGCAUCUUGAGAAAUGAAAAGCCUAUUCGAGCAAGGGACAAUAAGAAACUAACAGAGGCUAAAGAAAAGAACACACGCUUAAAAGAGUUACUCUUGAUUGAACAAGCGCAUGUCACGUAUUUACAAGUAGCCAUGGAUGAACUCAAGCAUCGUCCUUCCAUCAUAGAACAUGAACUCAAGGUCAAAUUGACGAACGAAAGAGCCCAAGUGGCUCUUUUACGAAACCAGAUGGAACAAUUAGAACAUGACUUACAGUUUGUACAACGGGAUAGAAUCCUCCUUCAACAGAAUCAUGAUGAACAGCUUGCCAGUCUACAGUCUGAAUUAGCAGCCAAGACAGCACAGUUAGAACAGGCACAGACACAGGGUGUGGACAGACAAGUGUUUGAACAAGAAAGACAGCAACUUGAAAAUGCAUACCAUGAAGCCAUUGAUAUGGGCAAUACUAAAAUCAAGGAAAUCAAAACAAAAUACAAGGAAAAAGCCAUGUUGAUGCAACAAGAAUGGGAGCAAAUGCAGAAAGAAUGGGAACAGAUGCAAAAAGAAGCUGAAGCUGAGAUUGAAAAACAUGUCUUGAGCGAACAAGAAUACAAACAAAAAUAUGAAGAGACCAAACUUGAAUUGGAACAGCAAAAGCAGAACAAUCAAGAAUACAACAAGACCUUGAUUGAACUGAAGGAAGACAUAAGAGAAGAAAUCGAACAAGAUUUGGUCGAGAAGUUUGAACAAGAAUUCGCAGCUGUGAUAGAACAAAGUAAGCAAAAGGUCAAUCAGGUCAAAUCAAAGUAUAAGCAAAUGAUGGAACAAGCUGGUAUGCCUCAUGAAGAUGAAAUACAUGCAUUAAAUAUGGCCAUUAAGCAACUCAAGGCACAAUUAAAGCAAGAGAAGGAAUUGAAUGCUGAAUUCAAAAAGUCCAAGCCAAGAAAGAAGCGAGUCAUGCAAGAAAGUGAUCAAGAAGAGUUUGACAUAGAACCCACCAAAGAUCAACACAAAAGAAAGAAAACAGAGGGUGUAAGAAGAAAAAGAGCAAAAGUAGACAACCCUAAACGACGCCCAGGACGACCCAAGAAACAGGAUUUGAGUGAGCCAGAUGAAACAACAGAUGCAAUCAAAGUGAUCGAUAAAUACCCAAUACCACAACAAUCUUCUUCAUCGCCAACUGUAGAAGAUUCAAUGACUGAACAACCCAUAUCAGAACCCUCUGUGAGUAGACAACAGCAGGAGAUGUCAGAACCCUCUAUGAGUCGACAACAAGAGGAGACAUCAGAACCUUCUAUGAGCGAACAGCAAGUAGAUAUUUUUAAACUGCCUAUGGAUAAAUCGCCAUCUAAACAAGUACAAAAACCAGCUAAAGAAGUACAGAAAUCAGCUAAAGAAGUACAGAAACCAGCUAAACAGCAAGUACAGAAACCAGCUAAAGAAGUACAGAAACCAGCUAAAUCCAAAAUGCAAAAACCACCUGAACCCAAAGUACAAAUUCAACUGGAAUCAAGAAAGAAAAACAAUUACCCCAUAGAAAUUCAUAGUGAAGAGGAUGUGUUGGAAACACAAACACCUUUACAGCCUACGCAAAUCAGUCUUGAUGAUGAUUUCGAACCACCACGCGUCAAUGCUACCCGACAACGAAACCCACCAAAAAAGAAAAAGAAGAUACAGCCAAUAAAGAAUGCUGAAGAUUCAUCAUCUGAAGGUGCCGUAUAAUUUGGGUGCGUCCGGUGUUUAACGAUUAGUUAAAAAACCACCGAGGUAUACAAUACAUUUGCACUGUUCUUUCGCAUCUUUCAACUUGUAACAUGUCAGCCCAUAUUAAUAAAAAUACAAUAAGCUACUUUAAAAAAGAAUUCCCUGACGGAAACCAUUGCGACACUUAUGUUAUUGAGUCAUAUGAUCAAAAAUUGACUGAUUUUUACUAAAUGUAAUCU
Molecule: messenger RNA, 2163 nt
Organism: Gilbertella persicaria
Lineage: Eukaryota; Fungi; Mucoromycota; Mucoromycetes; Mucorales; Choanephoraceae
Exons: 4
Coding region: 41-1942 (633 amino acids)
Source: RefSeq, a predicted model, not a curated record